UGCGCGCCGCCGUCGGUGUGCGCCCGCGCCAGUGUGUGCGUGUGUGUCGGUGUGUGUGUUUGUGUGUGUGUGUGUGUGCGACGGCGGCGUUCGUACGAACGCGACGCGCCUUGGGUGAGAGCCGCUCGCAAUAAUAAUAUAGCAAUCGCGCGUACCGGAUAACGUAAUAACAAUAACGACGACGGCGGCGGCAGUGCAGCAGCAGCACCUCCACACGGUCGCCGCGGCAGCAGCAGCAGAUUGGAGCGGCUGCUGUUAGAUGCAGGUGGCCACUUUGUUCCGCGAGUCGGCUACUCUACUCGGUGCCGCUAUGGAACCCGGUUCGUCGACGGACAGCAAUUCGCCCUCUCUGAAGCAACAGCAACAGCAGCAGCAGCAGCAACAACAACAGUCUAAUAAUUAUGGUAACUGUGAUGUUGUUAACAAUGGACCUCAGCCAGCAUCUUCUGUAAAACAAGAAUCUGCGUGUGCGGAUGAUGGAUAUGAAACAAGUGGUGGUGGUACCGAUGCUGAACAAGCUGCAGCAAAACAUUCUGCCGCAGUAGCAGUUGCAGCAGCUACUGCUGCAGCCGCAGCAGCUCAGCAUCAUAAUAAUAUUAUGAAUCAGUUACCCCCAAUGCAUCAUCAUCAACAACAACAACAUAUGAAUACACACAUGCAUCCACAUCACCAUGGUCAUGCUCAUCAUCAUCAUCAAAUGAACAACAUGCAACAACACCAAAUUAAGUAUGAAAUGCCUGAUGAUCCAUAUAGUUUUGUUGAUGAAGAAAUGCAGCAUCAUGGCCAACAAAACUUGCAAUACACCGAAGAAAUGAUUUUACAACACAUGCCAAAGAAGCGAGGCAGAAAGAAAAAAUUUAAACCUGAGGAUCAGAUGAGUUUGCAAUGCUUAAAUCCUGAUCAAGCGUUUGGGUUAAUGCAACAUAUGUUGCCAAAAGAUAAAUUAUUGACAAAUCCUUCCAAGGUCUACAAAGAAAGAAAAAAACAUGACCGUUUUAAUGGCAUGCCUGAAGAAGAGGUAUCAAAGCGCACUUUACCUGAUCAUCUAACUAAUAAUUUGGAUAUUGUGAUUAUUGGUAUCAAUCCUGGUUUGUUUGCUGCUUAUAAAGGUCAUCAUUAUGCAGGUCCUGGAAAUCAUUUCUGGAAAUGUUUAUACCUAUCUGGUCUUACACCAGAACCUAUGACUGCUGAUGAUGAUUAUAAAUUACUUCAAAAUGGUAUAGGUUUUACCAAUAUGGUGGAGCGAGCUACAAAAGGUAGUGCUGAUCUCACAAGAAAAGAAAUUAAAGAAGGAAGUCAAAUUCUUCUUGAAAAGCUACAACGAUUUAAACCAAAAAUUGCAGUAUUUAAUGGAAAACUUAUUUUUGAAGUGUUUUCUGGGAAAAAAGAUUUCACAUUUGGUCGUCAACCAGAACUUGUAGAUGGAACAAAUACGUAUAUGUGGGUAAUGCCAUCAUCUAGUGCCCGAUGUGCACAAUUACCACGAGCAGCUGAUAAAGUACCAUUUUAUGCUGCAUUAAAGAAGUUUCGAGAUUAUUUAAAUGGUCUGGUGGCUGAAAUUGAUGACAGUGAAGUGGUAUUCUCAUUUACUAAAUUAAAAAAUUAUUAUGAGCCAGACAUCAAAGAAGAACCUAAAGAUGAAGUGCCAUCUGUGUAUUUCAAUAAUUACAAUUCUGUAGUUGAAAACCAAGAAACAAUAGAAAAUAUUGCUGAUAUUAAGGAUGAACCACCUGUAGUGCAAAAGAAGAAACGUGGGAGACCAAAGAAAAUAAAAACUAAAGAUGGAGCACCUGAAGAAGUGAAAGUUAAGCGUCCUAAACCUCAGGUAGUGGAUGAACGAGAAGGAAUGCCUAAAAAGAAAAGAGGCAGACCAAAAAAAAUUAAGCCUGAUCCAAAUCAGUUACCGCCAACAAAUAAUGUUGUACCACCCGUUUUAUCUUGUGAACACAGUAACCCAUCAACACAAUUAUCAAAUUGUUUUUCUCCGCCAAUUCAAUCUCCAAUGAACUUGUCUCAGUUAUAUGGAGGAAAUAAUGUUAUAAAUAAUAUAUAUAACAACCAAAGCUCUUCACAUUCACCUAUAUCUAACAGUGGUGGUGGUGGUGGUGGUGGUGGAAGUGGUGGUGGCGGAGGUAGCAGUGGCGGAAACAACAAUCCAAAUUUUCACCAUCACCGUUCGCCAAUUCAAUCGCAACAACAUAGGUAUUCUCAGUCGCCACAAGCUCCAUCCUUCACACAUUCUGAUUUGUCUUCAGAAAUCAGUGCAGCUAUCUCUUCAGAACAUAAUUUAGGAUCACGAUCUCCAGCCUCGCCCAGUUUGGGUCCACCUGAUUUCGAGCCACCAGCAAGUCUGCUGGCCGAAGAUAAUAGUCCUCACAGUAGUCAACACAGUGGCGGUGUAACCAAAGAAGAUCUUAUUGGAGUUGACCAACAUUCUAGACCAUCACAAAUGGAAUGUCAAUUUAAUAAUUCCGUCGGUGGACCUCAGCAACCACAAAAAACUAAUACAAAAAUGGAUAUGCAUCAUUAUCCUCAAUCACAUGGAUAUGAUGAAUAUUCAGGCAAUGUAGAGUCUGUAGCAGGAUCUCCAGCCUAUCCUCCAGCAGAAUCUCCUGUAUAUCCUCCACCACCAACUGGAUAUCCACAACAACAACAACAACAACAACAACAGCAGCAGCAGCAGCAGCAACAACAACAUCCACAUCAACAAAAGUUAACAAAUAAUCAAGAUGUUACUGCUAAAAGCUUAUCAGGCUUAGAAUCUUUGGUUGAACAAAUUCCUAACAUGAAUGAUAGUGAUGUACAGCAUAGUGGACAUCAUCAUCAUCAUCAUCAGUAUAUGGAUGAAUCAAAUUCAGGUUACAUGCCUAAUGAUUACUCAUGUUCUCCCUCAUUAAAUUAUUCUUAUUCGUCAUCGCCUUGUGCGCCCCAAGGAAAUAUGAAUAAUUUUUCAGUAAGUUCGUUAACAAAUGGGGCAAAUCAUCACCAUCAACAAGCAUCAAUGUCUCAACCGUCAACAUUCUCUGUUAGCAACCUUACAUCUUCAUCGUAUCCACCGCCACCGCCUACAAUAAAUUAUAAUCAUCAUCAUUCAGGUGGUGUUAUGAUGGACAUGGAUAGACUACAGCAACAGUAUCAACAGCCAUACAACAAUCAAUAUGCCAGCUCAAUGCAAUUUAAUGGGGGAUUAGGACCACCUGGAAAUGGAUAUUCGCAUAACACACAUAACAUACACAUGCCAACACCAAAUUUCCCAUAUCCCUCUCAAAACUCCAUGUCAUAUGGUAAUAACAAUAGUGGUAAUGGAGUUUCACCUUAUAUCCAAUCAAGUGGUGGGUAUUUGUCAGUAAACCGAAUGGAUAUUGGAUAUGGUGGUGGUAACUAUUAAACUCGCGGAAACGCUGUAAAAAGACUGCGAUAUUUUCUCUGAUAUUUUUUCAACCAUCGCAUUGUAUUAAUCUCUUAUCAAUUGUUUAUAAUAAUAUUAUUUGUAAAUAUUAUAAUACUUGGUUAUAUAUUCAGGGAACGGUUCAUUGACGACUUGUAUGCAACUAUGAGAAUAGUUUGAGUUAUUUUCUCUCAUGAUAUUUAUCUUUUAUUAAUCAUAUUACUUUUUUCAUAUCCUGAAUUCGAUUUAAUAAAAUGUAAAUACUCUUAGUUUAUUUUAACAUUUUUUUUUUUUAAUAAAUUUGAGUAAAAUAAUACGCCGAAGUUACCACAGAGUAUUAAAUGUACUAACUUCGUAUACAAUGGCACAUUAGAAUCUUAUAAUAAAUUAUAUUUUUUCUCUUUUUAUGAAAAUUCUACCUUUAAAAAAAAAAAAUAAUCUGUUAAUAAAACUAUUCUCUAUUUGUUUGGCAAUAUCGUAAUUUUACGAUUUUAACUCGAAUUUGUUCAAUGUCAUCUUUUUGCUCAACCAAUAUUAUUGUUAUAUUAUUAGAGUAAUACAAUAUUUUCACGUUACCAAUAUUUAUCCUCCUAAGUAUUUUUUGUUUUCAUGUACAUUGGUAUUUUAUUUGUUCAAAUGGUUCGUGGGUUCCUAUCAGUUGAUUUAUGAUGUGUCCGAAAGUAUUGUGAUUAUUAUAUACAUUUUGACUGGGUUUGUGCAAUUAAAUCAGUUACCUCCGGUUCGUAUAGAUUAUAUUGGUCCAAGAACCGCCAAAUUCAUGAUAAUAUUUAUAAAUAAUAAAAUGUUUUAGAGAUAGAAUACAUAAAAUUGAUAAAUUUAACUUAGAUUGGA
Molecule: messenger RNA, 4240 nt
Organism: Melanaphis sacchari
Lineage: Eukaryota; Metazoa; Arthropoda; Insecta; Hemiptera; Aphididae
Gene: Tdg
Exons: 7
Coding region: 260-3388 (1042 amino acids)
Biological process (GO): base-excision repair, AP site formation
Cellular component (GO): nucleus
Molecular function (GO): mismatch base pair DNA N-glycosylase activity; DNA binding
Source: RefSeq, a predicted model, not a curated record